GCGACGAGUCGCGCCGGCUUUUCACCAGCAGCGCCAAAUUACCGGAGAACACGAUGGAGAACAGGAAUCCAAACUACGGUUCCGUGGUGUUCCAAUUGAAAGACGCGAAUCUCGAGGCUAACAACAUCUGCGACUUCGUGUUCCGGGGGCUGAAGGUCGUCUGUAGAACAAGAGUGGUUACCGUUUGCCUGAUGUGCUUGUCCACGGUCCCGGUUCUUAUGCUGAUUUACGACUUGUCAAGAAGCUGUGAAAAAUACAACGCUGGACAGCAGUGCAACCUACGAAACAGAAAACCAGCGUUUCAGAAAGCUUCGUGUUCACGUCGAAUCAAUACUCGACUUACAAGCAGUUAUCAAUAAAUUAGUCGCGAAACUCGGAGAGCUAUCGCUACCCGUAACGUUAUCACCAAUCCGGAUUUCCACAUCCAUUAAUCUGAAAAGAUUUCGCUUGGCUUCACUCUCUAAUUUAGCCAUAGUAGUUGCUGGAAAUUUCACAGUGCCUUGGUUGAGGAACGAGACGUAUCGUAUCGUACAGCCGCGAUUUGCAUACGAUUCGACGUUAAUACGAUGGAAAUGCAGCGCGGUGAUGAAGCAGCUUGUUAACUUCGGCGAUGCUAAUUCCACUCAUAGGUCACGAUUACCGUAUAAACGCAAUUCCGUGCGGCUUGAAUUUCUCGAAAGACUGCCCGAGGGAGCCGAGAAUACCGAUGUACAUGGUGAUCGGCGGAACGUUUGGAAGCAUGCUCAUGGCGUUGCUUAUCUACUCGCAGAUACGCUCCAGGAGACCAGAAAUGAUCUCCGUCCCCUCGACCAGACCUCAAAUCUCUUUCAAGAAAUUGAUCAUCAUCGUCUUAUCGUGCUUCCUGUUGGGAUGGUUCGUGAUGGGGAAUUACUGGAUACUUCGCAUCAUGUGGCCACCGUACACGUUCUUACUGCACACUCCAAACGACCACUGUCACAAGACUCUCUAUCUGUUCUCUUUGGUACAUUUGGCCGUGAUGUACGUCACCUUUGGGAUCACGCUGCUCGUGAUAACCGUGCUGGCGUCCUUCAGAAUCCUGGCAUGUCCGUUACCAGAAAGGUAAGCCAUGGUCAAUCGCGUGGAACCGCCGAUCACAACAACGCACAAAUUUCUCGUCAGCAGCUAGAUCGGAUCCACAACGUACCGUGGUGGAUCAUCAAACUAGUAGAAUUUGGUUAGUGAGAUUUUGCUGCUCGCUGACGCGACACAUCACAGUGUUCUCCACUUUCCGCUGUGAAUUUCCGCGCGCGCGAAACGCAUUCAACAUGCAAAAUCGACGCAUCGAAACCGCAAGCUAUCCUCGCUUGUGUAUGUUCGUUGCAGUGGCAAACAGAUUCGCGACGAGAGAGAAAGCAAGUCUGUUGGAAAAGGCAGCACGACAGAUUAGAAGUAGAAGGUAUCGGUCGCUCCCUCUGUUUUCCGUGAAAUGCGGUUGAUAGGAUGCUUUCAGCAGAACGAAGAGAUUAUAAAGCUCCGCUACUUUACCAAUAUUGAUACUCUCUUUGUUAUACAGAAAGCGUCGCUGUUCCUCGCAGCCACGGCAGCCCAC
This is a messenger RNA of Heterotrigona itama, 1570 nucleotides long. NCBI's taxonomy places the organism in Eukaryota, Metazoa, Arthropoda, Insecta, Hymenoptera, Apidae. The record is from the annotation of a GenBank genome assembly.